AUGUCCCAAGUAGUGAGUUGUGGUGAGAUGGAACCAAACAGGUGGUCAAAGCUUCCUUCAGAUCUCAUUCAGAUGGUUUUAGAACGUCUUGGCUUUGCAGAUUUUCAAAGGGCUAAAUCUGUUUGUUCAUCUUGGCACUAUGCAUCCAAAAAAUCUUCACCAAAAAAUCAAAUCCCUUGGUUGAUUCUAUUUCCAGAAAAAGGUAAAGAUUACUGUCUCUUGUUUAAUCCCGAGGAAAAAAGAGACAAGUUAUAUAGACUUCAAAACCUAGGUGUCAACUUUUCAAAUAGUAGUUGUUUGGCUACUUAUGGAAGCUGGCUCUUGAUGCAAGACGAUCAUCAAUACAAUCUAUUAUACAUUUUGAAUAUAUUCACCUGUGAGAAGAUCGAUCUGCCUUCAAUGAAGUCUCAACUUAGCAUUGUAGAGAGUGAAGAUGAUAUGUUUCUUGUAAAACUGGAUAACAACAGAGAUGUUUCAUUCUGGUUCGACGAGAAAACCAAAGAUUAUGUGGUUAUAUGGAUAAUCCAGCCCCGAUUUAUGGUUUACUCCAGAAAAGGUGAUAAAUAUUGGAAACAAAUUGAGCUUUUCAACUUUGCUUUUGACAUGGUAUACAAAGAUGAUCAACUUUACUUGUAUACUAGUUCUCGUGAUGUCAAAGUCUUUGAUUUUUCUCAAGAUAUCCCGCGACAAAUCUUUGAGACGCAAGUUAACUAUGAUUAUUCGAGAAAGCAAGAGGAUGUUUUCUACUAUGAUGGUCUUCAAGUAGGGAAGAUCAAGAAUGAAAAUCUUGUAGUCAGAGUGACUGGUGAAGUUUUGAGGGUUAAGAGCAUAGUUUUGUGCAAUUCUGAUGUUUGGCACUUCCGCAUCUACAAGAUGGAUUCAUCAAAUAGUGAGUGGGAGAAACUUGAUUCUUUGGGAGAGGAAGAAGCUAUAUUUUUGGAUCUUGGUAUCACCGUGCUUGCCAACACCAUCCAAGGAGUCAAUGGAAAUUCAAUAUAUUUCAGUGGCAAUCAUAAUAACUAUUGUGAUUCUGAUUUGGGUCAUUUUUGGAGUGAAAAAGAUAUACUUAUCUUCAAUCUUGGCACACAAGAAAUUGAAAGACCACAUCCAAGUAUCUUUUUGCCUAUUCAGUUAUCUAAUGCUCGGUGGUUUGUCCCAAAUUUCAAACAAAUGUGA
Molecule: messenger RNA, 1176 nt
Organism: Eruca vesicaria subsp. sativa (arugula)
Lineage: Eukaryota; Viridiplantae; Streptophyta; Magnoliopsida; Brassicales; Brassicaceae
Source: the annotation of a GenBank genome assembly